Molecule: messenger RNA, 5682 nt
Organism: Monodelphis domestica (gray short-tailed opossum)
Lineage: Eukaryota; Metazoa; Chordata; Mammalia; Didelphimorphia; Didelphidae
Gene: TGFB2
Product: transforming growth factor beta 2
Biological process (GO): regulation of cell population proliferation; transforming growth factor beta receptor signaling pathway
Cellular component (GO): extracellular region
Molecular function (GO): growth factor activity; transforming growth factor beta receptor binding; cytokine activity
Source: RefSeq, a predicted model, not a curated record
CCCGGCAAGAUCGUGAUGUUAUCUGCUGGCAAAAGUUUCUCUCUGAGCUGAGCUGAAGGAGCAGAGAGAGAGGGAGGGAGGGAAAGAGAGACAGAGAGAGACAGUGAGAGUGAGUGAGAGAGAGAGAGAGAGAGAGAGAGAGAGAGAGAGAGAGAGAGAGAGAGAGAGAUGGAGAACAGAGUAUAACGGUCUAUCUACCAAUCUAUUCAGGAAAGCCACAGAGGGGUUGCUCUGUAGAAAGGGGGAGAAAAGAAAACGGGAGAGAUUCUUUGACUUUUCUGGUGGCAAGUGCUGGAAAAUAAUACAGGGAAGAUUGGCUAAGCGGGCCAAAGCCGGAGAGAAUUGGGGGAAGGGGAAGGUGGGAGAACAAGGGAGCAAGCAAGGAACCCACCGAAAACAGUCCCCACUCCCCUUAGGAAUAAAGCAUCUCCCCAAUCAGCCCUUGCAAGCAGCUGCUUUUGCGAACAGCGGGGAAGGGAAGACAGUGGAACAGUGGAGGCGGCGGCGGCGGCGGCGGCGGCGGCGGCGGCGAAGGCUGCGUUGGCGGCAGUGGCCGGGGCAGUGCCUUGUUUGUAGCUCGGUUGCAGUUUGGUUUGGAGGAGCAAAAGGAGGAGGAGGAAGAGGCGCUCUCAGGCAGCACCGGAGGCUGCAACUACAAGAAGUAACCCGGGCGGGGUUGGUGCACGCGGCCCGGGGUGCAUGCAACAGCUUGCGGCACCCGGAGCGAAGAUCGUCGCCGCCUUUGCUGCCCGCUACGGACUAGGACUGAGCUGGGUGGGAAGCGAAGCCCACCCCGCCUCCCUGCUGUGUCUCGGGCGCUCCCCCAACACACACAGAGACACAUACACACACAUACACACACGCGCGCGCGCACACACGCACACACGCACACACACACGUGUGUGGGACUUCUUUUGCAGAGACAUCGGCGCCCGCAGUGGAAGUGGGGAGAGCUGCCGUUUGUUCCCUUCUCGAACCCUUUUUGAUUUUGAUUUUUAAAUCUCCUUACCCUUUUCCCCACAUCCCCGGCAUCCUGGCGCACCCCUUUCAGUCGGGUUGCUAGCUGCCAGCCCUGGGGCCUCUCCAUCUCUCCCAACUUUGGCUGUCAGAGACGAGUUCAGGUUAGCCCCUUCGGGCUGGACACUGACACGCUGAACCCCGCGUACUUCGGCUCAAUGAUUUCUUUCUGAGAGACUUUUCCUUUCUUGCCCCCCCCCUCCCUUCUUGCCCCCGCCCGACCCAAAAGGAAAAAAAAAAGACAGAGUUGUCCCUAACUCACCCAACUACCCAGCCCGUAUUUAUGUUGCCACCCUUCUGAGGACUCACAUUUUCUCUUUUUUAGUCAAUUUGAGCGAGUUAUUAUUUUGGUCAUUAUCUCUGGUUUGUUUGCCAAGUUACGCACUUGAUCUGAUUUUUUCCCCUUUAAUCUCCAUCUGUUCUCUAUUUGAGGAUUUCUUCCCCUUUCCCCUUUUUAACUCCCCCCUUCCGAUUCUUUAAAAAAAAAAUGCACUACUAUCUCCUAAGCGUUUUCUUGACCCUGGAUCUGGUCACCGUGGCGCUGAGCCUCUCUACCUGCAGCACACUCGAUAUGGAUCAGUUCAUGCGCAAGAGGAUCGAGGCGAUCCGGGGCCAGAUCCUCAGCAAGCUGAAGCUGACCAGUCCCCCAGAAGAGUACCCCGAACCCGAGGAGGUCCCCCCGGAGGUGAUCUCCAUCUACAACAGUACCAGGGACUUGCUCCAGGAGAAAGCCAACCGAAGGGCAGCGGCUUGCGAGAGGGAAAGGAGCGAUGAGGAGUACUAUGCCAAAGAAGUUUACAAAAUAGACAUGCCCUACUACUCGGAAAAUGCCAUCCCACCUACUUUGUACAGACCCUACUUCAGAAUUGUCAGAUUUGAUGUUUCAGCAAUGGAGAAGAAUGCUUCCAACUUGGUAAAGGCAGAGUUCAGGGUCUUUCGACUGCAGAAUCCCAAGGCCCGUGUGUCUGAGCAACGGAUUGAACUCUAUCAGAUUCUCAAAUCCAAAGACUUAACAUCCCCAACCCAACGCUACAUUGAUAGCAAGGUUGUUAAGACAAGAGCAGAAGGGGAAUGGCUCUCAUUUGAUGUCACCGAUGCUGUGCACGAAUGGCUGCACCAUAAAGACAGGAACCUGGGAUUUAAGAUAAGUUUACACUGCCCAUGCUGCACUUUUGUACCAUCCAAUAAUUACAUCAUACCGAAUAAAAGUGAAGAAUUAGAGGCAAGAUUUGCAGGUAUUGAUGGCUCCUUCAGUGAUCUGAAAACUGUAAAGUCCACUAGGAAAAAAAACAGUGGGAAGACCCCACAUCUCCUGCUAAUGUUGUUACCCUCCUACAGACUUGAGUCGCAACAGUCAAGCCGGCGGAAGAAGCGUGCGCUAGAUGCUGCCUAUUGUUUUAGGAAUGUACAGGAUAAUUGUUGCCUGCGUCCACUUUAUAUUGAUUUCAAGAGAGACCUUGGAUGGAAAUGGAUACAUGAACCCAAGGGGUACAAUGCUAAUUUCUGUGCUGGUGCCUGCCCGUAUUUAUGGAGUUCAGAUACUCAGCACAGCAGAGUUCUCAGCUUAUAUAACACCAUAAACCCAGAAGCAUCAGCGUCUCCUUGCUGUGUAUCCCAGGAUUUAGAACCUCUCACCAUCCUCUACUAUGUAGGCAAAACACCCAAGAUUGAACAGCUUUCCAACAUGAUUGUCAAAUCUUGCAAAUGCAGCUAAAAUCUUGGAAGCAGAUAAGGAUGAUUACAAUGAUGAUGAUGAUGAUGAUGAUUGCAAUGGAAAAGACAUUCAUACCAAGAGGAAAAAAAAAAGAGAGAGAAAGUCUCAGUUCAUCAGUGUUAAAAAAAAAGAAAAGAAAAGAAAAGAAAAGAAAAAGCGGUACUAGUAUGAACACUUUGGAAGUUUGGUUCUUUGUUUUUUAAAACUGGCAUCCGAAACAAACAAAAAAAGUUGAAGGCCUUAUUCUACAUUUCACCUUCUCCAAUAGUGAGAUAGACAAGAAGCAAAACCUUUUUUUUUUUAAAGAAAAAAUAAACACUGGAAAAAAUUUGUUUAGUGUUAACUAUGUGAAAGGAAAAAAACAGGAAAAUCCCAUUAAGUGGAGUUGUUGUAUGUACCUGUCCUGUCCCACGCCUCACUUGAUUUCUCUGUAUUGCUAUGCAAUAAGCCCCUUUCCCAUUUCUUUUAGAUGUAGACUUAACAGUGCAUUAUUUAUUUGUGUGUAACUAUACAAUGAACAUUUUGUGGCCCUCAGAAAGCAAAAACUGGUGGACGAAGAGGAGACCAAAUCAAAGGCCAGAAACCUGAGGAUGGAAGGCUUAGGGAACUUGAACUCUGACAAGCCAGGGGGGGAAAACUAAAAAAAAAAAGCCACAUAGUGGAGUAAAAACUGAAGUUAGUGAUUACAUGACUAAGAAAGUCUGACUUGAGACAAAAAAAAAGAAAAACAAAACAAAACCCAAACACGUAUUUCAUAUGCCAGAUGCCUAAGGAAGCUUCUUGUAAGGUUUAAGAUAAUAACUAAAGCUCAUUAAUAAAGGAAAUUUUUAGCCUGAAAGAUAAGUCUGUAAGAUUUUUUUUUUACCAUAAGUGGUUCAAAUGUCAGUUUAGUAAAACCAAUGAAAUUUGGAAAUGUUUUCACAUAUACUGGUCUAGUCAUCAGACUUUACUUAAUGUGUUGCUGUAUAGCUAUGCUAUGGGAUUUUUUUCCUUCUUUUUGGUAUCUGUAACCAUACCUAUAGUAUUACAAUAGGUGGGUAGUAAAGCCAGCUUAAUUGGAAACAUAUCUGUAGAUCUCUAUUGUAAACUAUUAAAAAAAAAACCAUUAAGUACUUUUCGUGUAAUGUGUAAAUUUUCACCGUAUUUUUGUAUUCUGUUAUCCUGUCAUCUAUAACUUUGAAUUUAAAUUUGGGGCUCUUUUUUGAGGAUCACCCACAAUAUUAUGUUUCCCUCUAGCUGGCCAGUAUGAGUAGAGUCCCUAUAUUUUUUACUUGCACUACAAAUACAUGUUUAUAUAUUUGCAAUACAUGUGCUUUGUAUAUUGUUCAGCAUUAUGACAUAAGCUACCUGACUCCACUUGUCUUUUUUUUCUUUUACAAAAAAAAAAAAGGAAUAGAUUUAAGUUCAUUGUUUUUUCUUUAUCAUGGAUAUUGAGACAACUUCGCCUGGUAGAUAAGACUUCUGGCUCUGAAUCAGGAAGAUCUGAGUUCAAAUCCACCCUCCAGUACAUUUUAGGAUUAUGGCCCAUGGCAAGUCCCUGAACCUCUAUGUGCUUGCAUUGACUUCCUAGAACUUACCUAUCAAUCAUAGAUGGGUUACCCAUCUGUUCUGGUGAUGAGAGAGUUCCUGUAACAGCAAUUCCAACAUUGAUUAAAAUUACAGAACUUUGUAAUCUCCUUGGUUAUAACUGCAAAUUACUAAGCAGUUUCAAUUUUUAAAGUUUAAAGACUCCAGAGUCUUUUAGGAGAUUAUAAAAAGAGCUUUAGACAAAUAGAUAUGGUCAGGGUGAAAUGUUUUGCUUAAGGGUCUUAAGGAUCUGACUGAAGUUGAUGGUUGAGUAAAUAGGUGUCUCUAACUUGGUUAAAUCAAUAUUUUCACAUAUUCCACUUUUUGUAUUGUUUGCAUAAAGGGUAGACAGCUACUAGGAAAUAUCUUUGGUUUUAAUUUUCAGGGGAAAAUAAAUAUGAAAUAUACUUUACUUUCUUUUUAUUUUUUUUCCUAAAAAAAUACCAAUAACAACAACAACAACAAAUCUAGACCAGCAUAGAAAUAGCUAGUUUGGUUUAUUUUACCAAAGUGAAUGGUUGUUCCAGAUGUUCUUUGUAUACUUCAAGAGAAGCUAAAUUCUUUAUUUACAAAUGGAGCCCUUUGGAGUGAGGGUCAUGUCUUUCUUAGGCUUAGAUUGUAUUGGCUCACUUUAAUGUAGGUUGCUAGGCCCUUUAGGCAAGACACCUUUAGCUGCAUCUCUGAGUGUCCUAAGCAUUGGAGAGUGACAAUGGAUUGAUAAAGCAACUACUGAUCUAGCUGAAACAUCAAAAUAAAAUGUGGGCAGCAACAUUAUGAAUAUGGCAGAUAUCAAAAGGGAAGUUUUUAAUUCCCCCUUCCCUCUUCUAAGCUUCCUUGUUUAAAAUGAAGAGAUUUCUUGUUGAAAAAUAGUAAUGCACCAGAAGAGGAUGCCAAAAUGGUAAAUCUAUACUUGAUGUGUACUGUAUGCAGCCCAACGCCAGAUUUGAGUGGUUUUUUUUUCUUUCCAUUUUUCUUUAAAUUUUAUGUAGUGAGUUUUUAUUUCUGUAGUUAUUUUCUCUUCAGAUAGGAUAAAGUGUUAUUUUAAUCUUUCCUCAUGGAUGCACUGAUAAUAUUUUAAAUGCUCUAUUUUAAAUCUCCAGAAUCUUUUCAUUAGGGGCUUCUGUUAGGCAUUUAUUCCCCGUUAGCAAAUAUGAACAUGGGGUGGAGGGAAGGGGGACAGGGAAAAUGUUAGCACCGUGGGUAGGUUAGGGCAACAUUUUCUGUGUGUUAAAGAAGCAAUACAAUUGUAUGGUUGGCAUGUUUUUUUUUUUAAUGAAACAUAAGAACAGCUGUUUUGUAUUUUGGUGACCGAUUACUCUGUAUAUUAUCACAUUGUAUGACUGUUUUUGUGGUGCUUUAGUGGUAAAUAAAUUAUUUAAAUUGUA